Conger conger (European conger) is the source of this 1128-nucleotide messenger RNA. RefSeq names its product integrin beta 1 binding protein 1 (gene itgb1bp1). The transcript has 7 exons. The coding region runs from base 451 to 1050 and encodes 199 amino acids. Gene Ontology annotation, biological process: negative regulation of focal adhesion assembly; negative regulation of substrate adhesion-dependent cell spreading. The record is from RefSeq and is a predicted model, not a curated record. NCBI's taxonomy places the organism in Eukaryota, Metazoa, Chordata, Actinopteri, Anguilliformes, Congridae. Gene Ontology annotation, molecular function: integrin binding. Gene Ontology annotation, cellular component: cytoskeleton; lamellipodium; ruffle.
AGUCCUAGCACAGGAGUGUUUGGAGCAAGCGCGAGACAUUGUGUGCUAGUAUGCGUCGUGGGUAUUUCGGAAACGUUUGACACUACAGCAAGCUAGCUAUUUAGGCACAUUUAAGUUAAACGCACUGUUAACCCUGACGUAUGCAUAAGCCUCGUAAGUAUAUUAGUUUGCUUGCCAGUUACUUUCCGGCAGUCGGUCUUUGCUGACAGUUAAAGCGAACCUGAUGAGGACCAAAAGUCAGUGGAGUCCAAAGCUGUAGGCGGGGGUGGCUGGGCUCGUAGAAAUGCUGACUGUUGCUAAACUCAUUGCAGUCGGGGACCACCAACAUACGCCACUGCCUGCACUGCCAUUUGUUGUUGCAUGUUUAUGAUACAAGGACUUAUGUUCCAGAUUGUCUACAAGAUUCUGCCCCUUACUGGAGAGCUGAAGUGUCCGUCGUCAUGGUGAAGAAUGUUCCGGAAGGUGAAGAAGCGGCACAGCAGCAGCAGCUCACAGAGCAGUGAGAUCAGCACCAAGAGCAAGUCUGUAGACUCGAGUUUGGGCGGCCUAUCCAGGUCCAGCACGGUUGCCAGUCUUGACACCGACUCUACUAAGAGCUCAGGCAACAGCACCUUGGACACAUGUGCCGAGUUCAAGGUGAAGUAUCUGGGAUCCAUAGAGAAGCUGCCGUUCGAGAUGUGCAAGACCCUGCUGGAGCCCCCAGACUUGAUUGGCUAUCUAGACAAAGCACAGCAAGAAGGAAAGCUACCGUUUGUGGCUGUGGAUGAGGAGAUGUUCCUUGCAGUGUCCAAGUACGGAAUCAGGGUGGCUUCUUCUGACCAGUGUGAGGUGCUGCAGAGGCACCCUCUCUACCUAGUGGUCCGCAUGCUGUGUUAUGAAGAUGGGCUAGGAGCUGGCAGGAACCUGGUAGCACUGAAGACCACCGACCCUGAGCAGCAGGAAUGCAGCAUCUGGGUCUACCAGUGCAGCAGCGCCGAGCAAGCACAGGCCAUCUGCAAGGUGCUGUCUGCAGCCUUCGACUCUGCACUGGCGUCAGACACCAAGUCCUGAGGCCAGCUUUGAGGAGAUUCUGCUGUGAGCCAGGCCGGUACCCAGCAUACAUUGCACGACCACCAUCAACUGAGCCAU